This is a messenger RNA of Salarias fasciatus (jewelled blenny), 2978 nucleotides long. RefSeq names its product NLR family CARD domain-containing protein 3-like. The record is from RefSeq and is a predicted model, not a curated record. Bases 1 to 2565 code for a protein of 854 amino acids. NCBI's taxonomy places the organism in Eukaryota, Metazoa, Chordata, Actinopteri, Blenniiformes, Blenniidae. The transcript is spliced from 7 exons. Gene Ontology annotation, molecular function: protein binding.
AUGUGUCUGCUGAGGAACUGGGACUUGUGUUGUGUGGGUCUGCAGCAGUUUCUAGAAGAGCAUAAGAAGAGUGUGAGGAGGAGAUGUGAACGUGUGACUGAAGGAAGUGAUGAAGCAGGAGGAGGAAGCCUCCUCAACAGGAUCUACACUGAGCUCCACAUCACAGAGGGACUCAGUGAGGAGCUUCAGAGGGAACCUGAGCUGCAGCAGCUGGAGACAGCUUCCAGGAAGGACAGCCUCCGUCACUCUGCCAUCAGGGUUCAGGACAUCUUCAAAGCCUCGGCCCAGCAGCACAGACACAUCCGAGUGGUUGUGACCAGCGGUGUGGCCGGCAGUGGAAAAACCUUCUUGGUGCGCAAGUUCAGUCUGGACUGGGCCGAGGGCCUGGAGAACCAGGAUGUGGGGGUGCUGGUGGUGCUCUCCUUCAGGGAGCUGAACCUGCUGGGAGAGCGGCCGUACAGUCUCCUCUCGCUGCUGGCUGUUUUCCAUCCCACGCUCCAGAAGCUGACGGCAGAGGAGCUGGCUGUCUGCAAGCUGCUCUUCAUCUUUGACGGUCUGGAUGAAAGCAGACUGUCUCUGGACUUCAGCAGCAGCCGGCGGCUGCUUGACAUCUCCCAGCAGUCUUCAGUCGGCGAGCUGCUCACUAACCUCAUCCGAGGGGAUCUGCUGCCCUCGGCUCGGGUCUGGAUCACUUCCCGACCGGCGGCGGCCCAUCAGAUCCCUCCAACAUGUGUGGACAGACUGACAGAAGUGCGAGGCUUCACUGACGCCCAGAAGGAGGAGUACUUCAGGAGGAGGCUGAGUGAUGAGGAGCUGAGCAGCAGGAUCAUCUCCCACAUCCAGACCUCCAGGAGCCUCCACAUCAUGUGUGGAAUCCCAGUCUUCUGCUGGAUCACUGCUACAGUUCUGGAGCACAUGUUGAGCAGCGAGCAGAGAGGAGAGCUGCCCCAGACCCUGACUGACAUGUACUCCCACUUUGUGCUGGUUCAGACACACAGGAAGAAGCUCAAGUACCAUGAAAGACCUGAGACGGGUCCACAGGAGCUGACGGAGGCUGACAGGGAGCUUCUUCUGAAGCUGGGCAGGAUGGCCUUGGAACAUCUGGACAGAGGAAACAUCCUGUUCUACCAAGAAGACCUGGAGCAGUGUGGUCUGGAUGUGACUGAGGCCUCGUUGAACUCUGGAAUCUGUACUCAGAUCUUCAGAAGAGAGUCUGUGAUCUUCCAGAAAGCCGUCUACAGCUUCGUCCAUCUGAGUGUUCAGGAGUUUCUGGCUGCAGUCUUCAUGUUCCACUGUUUCACCAACAGGAAGACAGAUGUCCUGAAGACCUUCAUCGAUAGGAGACAUCACUUUAAUGAUGAUGUUUUCACAUUUCCUGAUGUUUUCCUGAAGGUCGUCCUUCAGAAAUCCCUCAGCAGUCCGAACGGCCACCUGGACCUGUUUGUCCGCUUCCUUCAUGGCCUUUCUCUGGAAUCAAACCAGAGACUAUUAGAAGGUCUGCUGGGUCGGACAGAGAUCAGUCCAGAAACCAUCCAGAGAGUCAUCAAGAAACUAAAGGAAAUCAGCAGUAGAGAAAUGUCUCCUGACAGAAGCAUCAACAUCUUCCACUGUCUUAUGGAGAUGAAGGACCUCUCAGUCCAUCAGGACAUCCAAGAGUUCCUGAAGUCAGAGAACAGAUCAGAGAAGGGACUCUCUGAGAUCCACUGCUCAGCUCUGGCCUACAUGCUGCAGAUGUCAGACCAGGUCCUGGAGGAGUUGGACCUGAAGAAGUACAAGACAUCAUGGGAGGGACGACGGAGACUGAUCCCAGCUGUGAAGAACUGCAGGAAGGCUGAUCUUUCUCACUGUGGACUCUCUGAUUCCCACUGUGAAGUGAUCUCCUCAGCUCUGAGCUCUGAUCCCUCCCAUCUGAAACUUCUGGACCUGAGUUACAACAACCUGGAGGAAUCAUCAGUGAAGAUUCUGGGUGCUGGACUGAAGAGUCCAAACUGUGAACUGGAGACUCUGAGCUUGUGGGGCUGCAGUUUGUCAGAGAACAGCUGUUCUUCUCUGGCCUCAGCUCUGAAGUCCAACCCCUCCCUCCUGAAACAUCUGGAACAUCUGGACAUGAGUGAGAACCCUCUGCAGGAUUCAGGAGUUUCUCAGCUGUGUGGUUUUCUGCAGAGUCCACUCUGUGUUCUGCAGACUCUGAGGUUGAUGAGCUGCAGGUUGUCAAAGAUCAGCUGUUCUUCUCUGGCCUCAGCUCUGAAGUCCAACCCCUCCCUCCAGAAACAUCUGGAACAUCUGGUCCUGAGCGGGAACCCUCUGCAGGAUUCAGGAGUUGAGCAGCUGUGUGGUUUUCUGCAGAGUCCACUCUGUGGUCUGCAGACUCUGAGGUUGAGUCGCUGCAGUUUGUCAAAGAUCAGCUGUUCUUCUCUGGCCUCAGCUCUGAAGUCCAACCCCUCCCACCUGAAGGAGCUCUACCUGAAUUCCAACCAUCUGCAGGCUCCAGAUGUGCAGCAGCUGGUUGAUCUCCAGCAGAGUCCAGACUGCAGCCUGCAGACUCUGAGCUGGAAGAACGACUGAGAGCAGAGAGGAUGCUGUGAGUCCUGAAGAUCAAGUGCAUAUUCCCAACAAUCCUCCCUUUGAUAGGAUUUCAUCAUUUCACUCAAAAAAUUGAAUUUGUGUGAGUGUGUGUGUUGAUUUGUAUGCCAAGGAGGGUAAACCAGCCUCUCAUCAAUCCUCCAUGAUGUGGUACCGCCUCCUCUCUUUACAUUCCGAUCUCUGACAGGAUCUUUCACCAGUCCCAGAGUAUCUGCCACUGUGUGUCAGCUUGUUGAAAAUGCAGCUCAGAGCAGCAAGCGUUCUUCAUUGCAGUUUGUGUGUCUGCAUGUGUAUGAAAAGAAAAAAGGAAAGAAAAAAAAAACAAGUGUCCCUUCACUGAUUUGGACCCAUCCACCAACGUUCUGACGGAAAACUUUUCCUUCAGGAGCUCUAAA